Belonocnema kinseyi is the source of this 2385-nucleotide messenger RNA. RefSeq lists its product as uncharacterized. The coding region runs from base 85 to 387 and encodes 100 amino acids. The record is from RefSeq and is a predicted model, not a curated record. NCBI's taxonomy places the organism in Eukaryota, Metazoa, Arthropoda, Insecta, Hymenoptera, Cynipidae. The transcript has 3 exons.
ACAAACAUACACACGUACACCAUCCUGGGAUCCCAAAUUCUCUGAAUUUCUUCCGGAUUGAAAAUUUUCUAUUGAAAAGGCACAAUGCUGAAGAUAUUUGUCUUAGUCGCAGUGGUGGAGGCCUGCUUGGCGGCGCCGCAAUUUAUAAUCGAUCAUUCGCCAGCUUUUUACGCUCAUCCGGCCGUUCUCAUUAAUUCACAAAUGGAAGAGGGCCUGCCAAAUGAACUGAGGAAUAAUUUUUAUAAAAAUCCACGAAUUGCGGCUGGCCUCGCUAAUGAGUCCUUACUAACCGUAAAAGAAAUGCAGGUAGUGAACCGAGAAGCUGAUAAGAUUCCUAGGGAGAAGGUGUUUAACAUCCUUCAUAAUGGUGGUUUUCUUCGUAGAUAAUGAAGCGGUAUCAUAGCCAUAGUCCUCAUUUAUUUAUUUGCAUCAUCAAACCAUUAGUGCGUUUUUUAAAAUGCUACAGAAUAAUUUGAAGACAUGAAAUAAGAACUGGAUAAGGAACAAAAGCUAAAAUUUCACAAGUUUAAAACAAAGUUUCUUUGCUAGGUUUUUAAAAAUAAAGUAUUUAUCAAAUUAUAAAAUCAUGUGUUCCUCAAGAAAUAUACACUGAAGAUGUGAAAACAUUAGGAAAAUAUUUUUUCUCUCUGGGAGGGGAAAAACAAAAUGGUCCUUAUACAGGUUUCAAUCUUAUAAAUUUUACAAGUGCAAUGUAUGUAUUUUGAAUAUGCCAAAAUUGUGAAAAAUUUAUCUCGAAUAGAAGAAUUAUUGAUGAAAGUAUAAGAAUGACAACAGAAUAAGGACCACAUAUAAAAUUAGUUGUAUUCGGGAUGAUAGAAAAUGUAAUCAAAAUUAUAGAAGGAUGUGGAUUAAUAUUUACAACACUUCAGGGAAGUAACAGUUUUUUUAACAGUAACUUUGUUUUUUCAGAAACACUUUGUACCAUGUAGUAUAGAAAUAAUGUUAUGUUUGGCCUUUAUCCAGUUUUCAUUCUCAUAAUUUUAAAGUUACUUUCUUUGAGUGAAAAUACACUGAGAAAAAAGAUUAUUUAAUUUAAACAAAUGUGGUACUGAAUACGUCCCAUCAAAUAUUGUUUUGAUCGAAGACAACUUUUUUUAUUUCAAGAAAUAAUGUUUUUCAAAUAAAAAACUUACUUUUGUAAUAAGCGAAAUUUCUUUAUAUCAAGGAAAUAUUUUAUUGAACGUAUUCAGCACUACAUUUAUUUGAAUCAAGUAAUCUUUUUUCUCAGUGGAGCAUUGAUUUUUACAUAUUCCUAAUACGUAUCUGUAAAUAUGGUACUAAGUUACUUGAAAUCAUUAAAAACAGUUUUUCGGAAAACCGAACCUUAUCCAGUUGUCAUUUGUAUGGUCUUAAAUUGCAUAUCACAUUCCCCUCUCUAUUGCUAUAGUUUUAUAGAAAGUGGAAAAUAGACAAAAAUGUAAAAUUUAAUAGAUCUCAAAACAGCUUUCCUAAAAAGCCAAUUUAUGUCCGUAUGAGAAUUUCAAAAUAUUAUUCUUAUAUUAAAUACUGAUGAAAAAUCUAAUCAAUACAAUCUAUUUUUAUAUAGAAAUUCUAUCUUUGCCAUACAGUUUGCAUAUAUUUUAGCAUUAACAACUAUCAUUUUAGAAGAAGUAGCAUAUUUUUAUAUAUCAUAAUUUAGCAGGUUUUUUAAUAUAGAAAGUGUGGGACUUCUGUGUGUUCAAAAAAAUAGUUAUAGGUCAUCUCUGAAAUAUUCUGUAAGCGAAUGAUUGUACAAGAAAUAAUUGUCCGAUUUAAAAGUGUUUUAUGAGUUAAAUUUUGUGACUAUAGAAACUAGUUUAUGUGUAAUAUUCAAUUUAUUGUAAUAAAAUCUUUUAAUAAUCGACCCAAAUUCUAAACCAAAUUAGGAUAUGGAUCAUGAAGUUUCCUUUUUUAGAUUUCCAAAAAUUUGGGAGUACAUUUAAUUUUAUUUUACAGCGGUAAAACCAGUUUCACACUUUCAUUAUUUACAUAUGUUUUGAGAGACCACUUCCUAAUUUGAAUUUAGUAUAAUUACAAAAUAUUAAUCGGGUCUCCAAGUCAGUUAAAAUUCGCAUAAAAGAUUAUUCGUAAAUUAAUUAAUUAAUUUCGACAUACUUUAAGCUUAGCCCGAAAAUUUAUUAUUUACGAAACAUUCCGGCGAUAAGAUGGUAAGGUAGAAUUCUCCGAAAUUUACAAGGUUACUAAAAAGGAAUAGUGAGAUGCAACCUGACUUUCAGUUCAGUUAAUAUGAAAUCGUAUUUUCAGGCAACAUAAUUAGAUUGUACUAAGGCUGUGAUCCACCUACUAACUUUCCAAAGUUUUUAAAAUGGCAAUAAACAUAAUUAUUAUAUUUGGCUUUCACAACAAAAUUAUUCGUUUGUGGAA